Messenger RNA from Polychytrium aggregatum, 1073 nucleotides. RefSeq lists its product as uncharacterized. The coding region runs from base 136 to 957 and encodes 273 amino acids. Lineage: Eukaryota; Fungi; Chytridiomycota; Chytridiomycetes; Polychytriales. The record is from RefSeq and is a predicted model, not a curated record. The transcript has 4 exons.
GCAUCUGUUCCCUCCGCCGCCGGCCUUGGUCUCUGGACGAUCCCAGCGCCUAUCCCCAGUCUCGGCUGCCGAGCUCCUCCUCCCAAAGGACGUCCCGGUGCCCCAUCUUCUGUCCAUCCCGACUCCCUCGUUGACAUGAGCAGCUCCAGCGGCCACCAGUCCUUCUUCGACGUCGUGCGAAACGUCGUCAAGACCUCCAACCCGCAGCUCUACAGAAAACUCUCAAAGUCCGACGAGCCACGGACCUCGACGGCUCUCGAGUUCACCUCGGGCUACGACACCCGAAACUACGAUGAGAGUCACUCGCGGGACCGCAAACGCAUGUCCAUCAUCCAGUCGGUCCUGCUGGUUGUGAUACUGGCUAUCACGCUUGUUGCCACCUUCCUGCCCCAUUGGUUCAUCUACGCCGGCACCAUCCAGUCCCCGGAUACGAGCAACCAACCGCGGCCGUUCCAGGAAAACGUCGGGCUGUACCAGACUUGCUACUACAACUACCUCCAGGAAAAUGCAUGGGAGUGCUCGCCCUUCCUCUCGUUCAGCUGGAAGCUCUGCAACGACUACGGUCCCACCGCCAACGACACGGAUCCCAACGUUGCGUUUUUGAAGGCCAGCGCCGAGGCCUCGUGCAAGGGGCUCAAGGCCACCGGCGGUCUGGCCAUCACCAGCGCUUCCCUGGCCCUGCUCGCUCUGACCGGGACCAUUUACAACAUCAUCGGCAAGUCCCGGAUCCGUUUGGUCUACAGCCUCUCGUUUUGGCUCGCCAACUUGUCAUUUUUGUGUCAGCUCACGGCCUUCUUCGUUGGAUACAAGGCCAACUGGGAUCUCCAGUACGACGGCGGAUUCACAGGCACGGUGGCAUCGCUCGGGGCAUCCUUCUUCAUGUGGCUUGUCAACAUGAUGCUGAGCUUUUUCCUGCUCAUGUUCAUGGGCUUUGUCUGGCCACGGCUCGAUGCCUAGGCCAGGAAGCAUCUGUCGAGUCCCAUUCGGACGGCUUCUGUCGUCCGCCUUCCUCCUCCCCCUGAUCAUGAGGAUGGCCACUGUCGUAAUAUACACUUCAUCAAUUCCAGCAAUCA